CACCACUAUGGAUUUAACGUUGUAAUGGCGGACGCAUUGUGAUUGUUUGUUGAAAGAAUUUGUACUGUAGAUGCGAAAUAACCAAAAGCAAACUUAACAUUAAGUGUAUUUAAAUUUUAAAGCGUGGUCAUUUUAUUUAGAAAUAUGUCUGACACAAGUGAUCUUGAUCGUCAAAUAGAGCAGCUCAAAAGAUGCGAGAUAAUAAUGGAGGCCGAGGUUAAAGCGCUGUGUGCCAAGGCCCGCGAAAUACUUGUCGAAGAGAGCAAUGUCCAGCGGGUAGAUUCUCCUGUUACGGUGUGUGGUGACAUUCAUGGGCAAUUUUAUGAUCUGAAAGAGUUAUUCAAAGUUGGUGGUGAUGUUCCUGAGACCAACUAUUUAUUUAUGGGUGAUUUUGUAGACCGAGGAUUUUAUUCAGUGGAAACUUUCUUACUAUUACUUGCAUUAAAGGUUCGCUACCCAGACCGCAUCACACUUAUUAGAGGUAAUCAUGAGUCAAGACAGAUAACACAGGUAUACGGCUUCUAUGACGAGUGUCUCAGGAAAUAUGGAUCUAUAACUGUAUGGAGGUAUUGCACAGAAAUCUUUGACUACCUGUCACUGUCGGCGAUCAUCGAUGGUAGGAUAUUCUGCGUGCACGGUGGCCUCAGUCCCUCGAUACAGACGCUAGACCAGAUCAGAACCAUUGACCGCAAGCAGGAGGUUCCUCACGACGGACCCAUGUGCGACCUGCUGUGGAGCGACCCUGAAGACACACAGGGCUGGGGUGUGUCGCCGCGCGGCGCCGGCUACCUGUUCGGGUCGGACGUGGUGGCGCAGUUCAACGUGUCCAACGACAUCGACAUGAUCUGCCGCGCUCACCAGCUCGUCAUGGAAGGCUACAAGUGGCAUUUCAAUGAGACUGUCCUCACUGUGUGGUCUGCGCCUAACUACUGUUACAGAUGCGGCAACGUCGCCGCUAUACUAGAGCUCAAUGAGAACCUUCAGCGAGAGUUUACAAUAUUCGAGGCUGCGCCGCAGGAGUCGCGGGGUGUGCCCUCCAAGAAACCACAAGCCGAUUACUUCUUAUAAUGUUGCAUACAAUAGACAAUUGACACAUGAACGAGCGACCCAUCUAGUAUUAUGUACUGUUUUACUGUAGUGACAAAACAUUUCAAUGUGGAAAUAAUUUAAUUGUGAUCUUAAGACUGGUGUUGAAUUGUAAGUUGAAUGUGUUUAUUUUAAGUAAUUGAAUGUGUUUAAUUCAUUUGCUGUUUCUUCGUACGCCCUGUGAGUUACUGGCGUCGAGUCACCCACACAGACGGGUAUGGAUCCUUGGGUGUAACAAACCACCCCUCACCAUACCUCGUUAUGUACCAAAAAGGUGCGAAGACGCAAAAUGGCGUUCUGAAGAUAAUUUGGACUUUAAAUCAAUGGUUUAGUACAAACUUUCAAGUUCUACAACUGAAUAUUAGUUAAGUUCAAUCCUUUUCUCAGACAAAUAAUUUAUAUCGUAUUCUUUGACCUAGCGUUAUUUAAUCCAAUUGUUAUUGAAUGUUUAAAACAAUAUUUUGAUUAACAGGCAUUUCUAUUGAUUUUGUAAGUCCCAUUCAAAGUUAGAUGGCAUUUUACCAAUUUUUAACUAUGCCAUUGAUUAAGUUAAUACAUACUUUAAUUUUAUAAUUAGAAGGAGAACAGUUGAUGAAGCAGUAUAAUUAAUAAUGAUACAUGUAGUACACGUCAAUGUGUGUCGAACAAUGUGUAGGAUAAGAUGAGUGUUGAGUUUUCGAAGCAUGUCCACUGCCCAGGAGCCACGCGUGCGAUGCGUGCGGUGCAUGCGACUGAUAAGAUCGUAUCGAUAUCGGUCUAAUGACCCCUCGCUGUGUCGUCAGAUAGUAACAUGUGUAGUAUCUUAAAAUAAUUCAAGUAACUAAGAAUAAAGUAACAAGUCGGCCUUUAGUGCUUACUGCCGUGUAUGUUCAUAUGUGAUGUCAUUCAACACUGCCGUUAUUAAUACUAUGUAAAAUUAAGGAGAUUAUAAUAAUGUAUGCAAGAGUUAACACGUUUUCGAAAUGUAGAAAUAUUGUUAAUGAUCUUUACAAAUGAAUAUAGAAAUCUAGUGCAAAUUGCAAGUUUUUUAUGAUAGUCUCAAACACAUUAUAUAAAAAUAGUUUUGGGUACAUGGCAUAAGUAAAUAGUAUAUUGUACACUGACAUUUUUGAUAGUUCCUUUAUUUUCGUAGAUCUCCCUAAAAUUCAAGUUCCCUCUUGAUAAUACUACACAUUGUAACAACCUACUUAUUAGCAUUUAGGUGCAAAGACAAAAGAAUAGAAAUGUAUUCGAUGCUUAAUAUUCUAUACACAUGAUUUUUAAUUAUUAAAAAGGGGAGAAUUAAUUAAAAAUAUUUUUAGUUUCAUUGAGCACCUGGCAUUGUGAAUAAGAAAUUGUGAUGGUAAGGAGUUUCACAACAAUUUUGGUAUGACAGUGAUGUGAUCUCUAUUUAAUUAUUAUUGCUAAGCUGGUUACUGUGAACCAUAUUAUGUUAUUGAUCAAAUCUACUAAAAUAAGUGUAAUCCUAUGUGAAAACCCCAGUUCAACAUUAUUGUCUUAAUGUGAUAAACCAACUCUCUAAAAAUGUACUUCAGAUAUGGUCAAUAACCUAUGUGGUGAAUAACUAAAACGUGUCUCGAAAUCAGAUUUACUUAGAAAGAAGGAAGGCUUAGUAUGGCUAGCAAUAUUUUUUAUUACCUCUACGAUAUUCUUGUGGAAGUAAUAAAAAUUGGCCAUGGCUUCUCGACCAUGCUGUCGUAUGUAUGGUCAUACUUAGUCUUAUUCCGACACUUAGUGGCUAUGGCCAAAUACCUCCUCUUACAAAGAGUUAGGAACCAAUGUACCAAUAAAUUAACUUUUCAAUAUGUUUACCUCAAAUUAUACUCAACCCAUUGUUUCAGAAAAUAAUAAAUUCGCUAUAAUGUUAA
Trichoplusia ni (cabbage looper) is the source of this 2954-nucleotide messenger RNA. It is a transcript of the gene Pp4-19C, whose product is annotated as serine/threonine-protein phosphatase 4 catalytic subunit. The coding region runs from base 145 to 1068 and encodes 307 amino acids. Gene Ontology annotation, molecular function: protein serine/threonine phosphatase activity. Gene Ontology annotation, cellular component: nucleus; cytoplasm. The record is from RefSeq and is a predicted model, not a curated record. NCBI's taxonomy places the organism in Eukaryota, Metazoa, Arthropoda, Insecta, Lepidoptera, Noctuidae. Gene Ontology annotation, biological process: peptidyl-serine dephosphorylation; double-strand break repair via homologous recombination. The transcript has 7 exons.